CUGCAGACUAACAUUAUCAUGGCUAUCAGCGCGCCUGAUUUCGUAGAAAGGUUGCGACUGAAGCACUCGCCAAGAACUCAUUCACAACACUGUGAGGAAAGAUUGCAAAAUUAUCUAUGGAGAACAGCGACAUAAACGGGUUAAUCCCCGCAUCUUCUCUGACAGCAUCUGCGCUCGAAGACAUGGAAUCUGAGCACUUUUCGCCUUAUAGAGCAGAUGGAAAGCUAUACGGUUUUGUUUGUGUGGUCACAGGAGCUAAUUUGCCUGUGGGAAACGCUAUUAUUGCUGAGUUGGCCGCUCACGGUGCAGCAUGCGUGUAUGCUUGCUCAGAUGACGUCCAGGAUGAUCCUACUUCCCUUGCUGCCGAGAUCAAUAAAAGGUUCCCGAACACAAGAGUUAUUGGAUAUCCAUUUAAGGUCGCAGAUGAAGUCGAGACCCUAGCUUUGGUCGACGAUGUCUUAAACCAAUGGGGUAGACUCGAUGUGUGGGCCUGUUCGUCCGGUCUGCUCGGCCCUGCCUCUAUUUCAGAGACGUCGCCUGCAGAUUUACAGAAAUGCUUUGAAUCCAACUCAUUAGCCCCUUUUCUAGCAUUAAAGUACGCUCCCGCUGCUAUGCUCAAAACGACUUCCAAAGGCAACUAUCCCAAUGCGGCACCUAAGGACGUUCCGUAUGGUAGCAUUAUUGUGGUUUCAUCUGUAGCAUCGAGUUACGGUGGUUGCUGGGGUCCUGCGUACACCAUGAGCAGUCACGCUGCGCUUGGCGUCGUUAGAGCCGGAGUGCCUACAUUGAAAGGGACAGGGAUUAGAAUUAAUUGUAUAAGUGCAGGGCAGAUCGACGUUGGCGUCAGCUUGGAUGGAUUUGACAUGCGAGGAAUGUCUGCUCAAUUCCCCCCAGCAAGCUUGCAAUCUUCUAAGGUGCAAAAGCAACAAAUCGGUCUCGAGCGUGCAGGACUACCAAUUGAAGUUGGCAAAGUAGCCGGGUUUUUGGCAUCGGGUUUCAGCUCCUACGUUACAGGAGCGAACAUUGUAGUUGACGGUGGUGCUGUAAUUAUGAACCCAUUGACCGUACCAUUGUGAAUGGCAAAUGUUGUUGACAUUGAAAUCACGUAUCGAUGGC
Verruconis gallopava is the source of this 1116-nucleotide messenger RNA. RefSeq lists its product as uncharacterized. The record is from RefSeq and is a predicted model, not a curated record. Bases 117 to 1076 code for a protein of 319 amino acids. Lineage: Eukaryota; Fungi; Ascomycota; Dothideomycetes; Venturiales; Sympoventuriaceae. The transcript is spliced from 6 exons. Gene Ontology annotation, cellular component: peroxisome. Gene Ontology annotation, molecular function: trans-2-enoyl-CoA reductase (NADPH) activity. Gene Ontology annotation, biological process: phytol metabolic process.